CGUCAGGCUUGCUUUUGCCCAGCGUUUCUCAGGAGGGAAGAGUUGGAGAGGCUUUGCUGCUAAGGGAAGUUUGUAAAAUAUUGCUGGUUUGAAGGAAAAAAUAGAAAAAGGUUGCAAAAGCUAAGAAACAAAACAUCCGUACACACUAAUGGUGGGAAAAGAAAAAUUUAUUAAUUCAAGUGUAUAGGUGGUAGGCAGAGGAAUACUCUGUGAAAAUGGCAGAUGACGAGGAGUAUGAGGAGGUAGUGGAGUAUUACAUUGAAGAGACUGUCAUUGAGGAGGGUGAACCAAUGGAGGUGAUCAUGGAGACCACCACCACGACCACCAGAGGUACUACUGGCCCCACAGUCACCCCAGGGACCAGAGAGCAAGCUUCACUUCCAGUCCGAAAGAGAGUGAAAAGGACAAAAGUGGACACAUCUAAGUUUAUGACACCUUAUCUACAACAUAGUCAUAAAAUGCAGGAUCUGUUCAGUGAGAACAAAUACAAACAACAGUUUAAAAAAGAAAAAGGAAAGCCUUAUGCCAGCACAUCUGAUACCCCAGAACUCCGGAGAAUUAAGAAAGUUCAAGAUCAGCUCAGUGAGGUGAAAUAUCGUAUGGAUGGUGAUAUCGCUAAGACUAUUUGCCAUGUGGAUGAAAAAGCAAAGGAUAUUGAACAUGCAAAGAAGGUGUCGCAGCAAAUGAGCAAGGUUUUAUACAAACAGAACUGGGAGGAGAAUAAGGAUAAAUACCUUCUACCCCCUGAUGCUCCAGAACUUGUGCAGGCAAUAAAAAAUACAGCGCUGUUCAGCAAGAAACUAUACACAGAAGAUUGGGAGCAAGACAAAACAUUAUUCUACCCAUACAAUGACAGUCCAGAACUGAGGCGAGUAGCAAAGGCCCAAAAGGCUCUUAGUGAUAUUGUUUACAAAAAGGGACACUAUGAACAAAAAUCUAAAUACACUUCUCUGCCAGAUCCACCUGAUGUGGAGCUUGCCAAGAAAGCGACUAAGCAGCGCAGCGAUGUUAAGUACCAUGAAGACUAUGAAAAUAACAUCAAAGGCAAGUGGAGUCAAACUCCUUGCUAUGAAGUUGCAGUUGCAAGGAUGAACUCUGAUAAUUUAAGUAUGAGAAAAUACCAGGAAGACUAUGAGCUCAUGAAAGACCAAAUCUCCUUUAUGCAAACUGAAACUCCGGAGUAUGAGGCUAAUAAACGAGCUGGAAUUGCUGCCAGUAAAGUGAAAUAUAAAGAAGACUAUGAAAAAAACAAAGCUGCUACAGAUUAUAAUGUACUUCCUGCUACAGAAAAUCCAUUGCUGAAACAGCUAAAAGUUGCAGGAAAGCUGCUAAGUGAUAAAUUAUACAAGGAAGCCUUUGAGAAGACAAAAGCAACAAGCAUUAAUUACUGUGAAACUCCAAAGUUUCAAAUUGAUAGUGUUCUGAAAAACUUCAGUGAUGUUAAGUAUAAAGAUGCAUACCAAAAGAAUAUUUUGGGACAUUACAUAGGUAGCUAUGAGGACCCAUAUCAUACACUCUACAUGAAUGUUGCAGCUAUGAAGAGUGAUAAAAAUUACAAAGCAGAUUAUGAAGAGGACAAGGCAAAAUGCUACUUCCCCCAAACUGUAACUCAAGAGUAUGAAGUUAUAAAGAAGUUAGACCAAUGCAAAGAUAAUACUUACAAAAAGCAUCCUGAUCAAAUCAAAUUUACGCAAGUGACUGAUUCACCAGUACAAGUUCAAGCACAGAUCAAUACCAAGCAGCUGAGUGACUUGAAUUAUAAAGCUAAACACGAAAGUGAGAAAUUCAAAUGCCACAUACCACCAGAUACUCCAUUUUUCCUUCAGUCCAGAGUCAAUGACUAUAAUCUGAGUGAUAACUGUUACAAGUAUGACUGGGAGAGGUCUAAAGCUAAGAAAUUUGAAAUCAAAGUUGAUGCAAUUCCACUUCUUGCAGCUAAAGCUAACACUAAAAUUUCUAGUGAUGUGGCAUAUAAGAAAGACUAUGAACUAAGUAGAGGGAAAAUGAUUGGAGCCCUGAGCAUUCAUGACGAUCCCAAGAUGUUACAUUCUGCAAAAGUGACCAAACAGCAAAGUGAUCAUGAGUACAAAAAGGACUAUGAAUUGUCAAAGAGCAUAUACACAGCUCCGCUGGAUAUGAUCCCAAUCACGCAGGCUAAGAUAUCUCAGGCUAUUGCCAGCGGCAUAGACUACAAGCAUCUCCUACAUAAUUACUCUUAUCCUCCUGAUAGUAUUAAUGUGGAGCUUGCAAAGAAGGCCUACUCUCUGCAGAGUGAUAAUGAAUAUAAAGCUGACUACAAUGAUUGGAUGAAAGGUUGUGGCUGGGUGCCAUAUGGGUCCAUGGAAGCAGAGAAGGCAAAGAGAGCUUCAAACAUUCUGAAUGAGAAAAAAUAUCGCCAACAUCCAGACACUAUUAAAUUUACCCAAAUUGAAGACGAGCCUGUUAUGGUACAGGCUAAAAUCAACCAGGCCCAGAGGAGUGAUGUACUAUAUAAAGCCAAAGGUGAAGAUAUAAUUCACAAGUAUCACCUGCCUCCAGAUAUGCCCCAGUUUAUCCAGGCGAAAGUAAAUGCCUACAAUAUUAGUGAUAACUUCUAUAAAAUGGACAUGGAAGAAUUAAAAUCAAAAGGAUAUGACCUAAGAAAUGAUGCUAUUUCUAUCCGAGUUGCCAAGGCAGCUAGUCAGGCUGCCAGCAAUGUCCACUAUAAAAAAGACUAUGAACUUGCCAAGGGUAAACUUGUUGGCUUCCAAAGCCUCCAGGAUGACCCCAAACUGGUUCACUACAUGAAAAUAGCCAAGCUCCAGUCUGAACGGGAAUACAAGAAAGAUUAUGAGAAAACGAAAACGAAAACCAACAUCCCAUUAGAUAUGGUCAAUGUUGUGGCCGCCAAACAGGCUCAAGACAUUGCCAGCAAUGUUAAUUACAAGCAGCAGCUCCACAAUUACGUUUACUUACCUGAUGCGAUGAACGUGAAACUCUCCAAAAACAUGAUGCAGAUACAGAGUAAUCAUGCCUAUAAAGAAGACUAUGAUAACUGGAUGAAAGGCAUUGGCUGGAUUCCCAUUGGUUCAUUGGACGUAGAGAAAGCUAGAAAAGCAGGAGAAGCUUUGAAUGAGAGGAAAUAUCGUCAGCACCCAGACACCAUCAAAUUUACCAGUGUGGUGGACUCUCCGGUUAUGGUCCAAGCUAAACAGAAUACACAUCAACUCAAUGAUAGGUUAUACAAAUCUUCAGGAGAGGAAUUCAAACAUAAAUACACAAUGACACCGGAUGUCCCACAGUUUAUCCAGGCUAGGUACAAUGCAGCCAACAUCAGUGAUGCAUAUUAUAAACAAGAUUAUCAUGAUUUGAUAGCCAAGGGGCCCAGCGUGUUUGGUGAUGCUAUUCCAUUUACUCUAGCGAAAACCUCAAGAAACAUUGCUAGUGAUUAUAAAUAUAAAGAAGCUUAUGAAAAGGCAAAAGGAAAACAUGUUGGUUUCCGAAGUGUGCGUGAUGAUCCCAAACUUGUCCAUUAUAUGAAUGUGGCCAAGAUGCAGUCUGAGCGUGAGUACAAGAAGGACUAUGAGAUGACCAAGACCAAUUAUCAUACACCUGCUGAUAUGGUCAGUAUCCAUGCAGCUAAACAGUCUCAAGACAUAGCCUCCAAUACCAACUACAAACAUCUGAUCCACCACUAUACCUAUCUGCCAGAUGCCAUGAAUGUUGAACUUACAAAGAAUAUGAUGAAUAUUCAAAGUGAUAACUUGUACAAACAAGAUUACAACAGCUGGCUCAAGGGUAUUGGAUGGAGCCCUCUGGGAUCUCUGGAUGUUGAAAAGGUUAAAAAAGCUGGAGAGGCAUUAAAUGAAAAGAAAUAUCGCCAGCCCCCAGGGAACUUUAAGUUCACAAGUCUACCAGACUCAAUGCCAAUGACUUUGGCUCAGCACAAUACAAAGCAACUGAGUGAGAUAAAUUAUAAGCAGGAGGGUGAGAAACUAAAACACAAAUACACUCUGGACCCUGAUGUUCCUCAGUUUAUUCAAGCCAAGGUCAAUGCCAUGAACAUGAGUGAUGCUUAUUACAAAGCAGACUGGAAAAAAACACUUGCCAAAGGGUAUGAUCUGAAACCAGAUUCCAUCUCUGUAAUUGCUGCUAAAGCUUCCCAAAACAUUGCCAGUGCUUACAAGUACAAGGAAUCCUAUGAGAAAGAAAAAGGCAAACACGUUGGAUUCCGUAGCCUGCAGGAUGAUCCUAAACUGGUUCACUAUAUGAAUGUGGCCAAAAUGCAGUCAGAACGCGAGUACAAGAAGGGUUAUGAGAGCAGCAAGACAAAGUACCAUACGCCACUAGAUAUGUUCAGUGUGACAGCUGCUAAGAAAGCCCAGGAAGUUGUUACAAAUACCAACUACAAACAGCUACUACACAACUACACACUUUUGCCUGAUGCUAUGAAUGUGCAACUAUCAAGAAACAUGAUGCAGAUUCAGAGUGAUACUCUUUACAAAACAGACUUCAAUAACUGGCUAAAAGGAGUUGGUUGGCUACCAGCUCAGUCUUUGGAUGUGGAGAAGGCCAAGAAGGCUACAGAGAUUCUCAGUGAAACGAAAUAUCGCCAGCACCCAGAUAAGCUAAAAUAUUCCAUUACAACUGAUGCAAUGGAGCAGGUGCUGGCUAAACAGAAUGCCCAGAUCAUGAAUAAGAGGCUCUACACUGAUAAAUGGAACAAAGAGAAGACAAGCAUUCAUGUUAUGCCAGACACUCCAGAAAUUCUGCAGUCAAGAGUGAACCAGAUCACCAUGAGUGAUAAAUUAUACAGGGCUGGCUGGGAGGAAGAGAAGAAGAAGGGUUAUGACAUGCGAUCGAAUGCUAUCCCAAUAAUGGCAGCCAAAGCCUCCAGAGACAUCGCAAGUGACUACAAAUACAAACUAGCCUAUGAACAGGCAAAAGGAAAGCACAUUGGGUUCCGUAGCCUUGAAGAUGAUCCUAAGCUGGUGCACUUCAUGAAGGUUGCGAAGAUGCAGUCUGAUCGUGAAUACAAAAAGGACUAUGAGAAGUCAAAGACAAGAUUCCAUACCCCAGCUGAUAUGUUCAGUGUAGUGGCAGCUAAGAAAGCACAGGAAGUGGCUACCAAUACAAACUACAAACAUUUGAUCCACCAUUACAAUGUUUUGCCCGAUGCUAUGAAUCUUGAAUUAGCCAAAAACAUGAUGCAGAUACAGAGUAAUAAUCAAUACAAAGCAGACUAUGAUGAAUUCAUGAAGGGUAUGGGAUGGAUGCCAGUAGGCUCUCUGGAAGCUGAGAAGAAUAAGAAAGCUAUGGACAUUAUAAGUGAGAAGAAAUACCGCCAACACCCAGACAAACUGAAGUAUUCUAGUCUGAUGGACUCUAUGAGCAUGGUUCUAGCUACAAAUAAUGCUAAAAUCAUGGACAAACACCUGUAUACUCAAGCAUGGGAAGCAGACAAGACAAAAGUUCACAUCAUGCCUGAUAUUCCAGAGGUUGCUUUGGCAAAAGCAAAUGCUUUUAACAUAAGUGAUAAAAUGUACAAGCAUUCCUUGGAAGAGUUGAAAAGGAAAGGCUAUGACCUCCGAGCUGAUGCCAUAUCCAUUAAAGCUGCUAAAGCUUCCAGAGAUAUUGCUAGUGAUUACAAAUACAAAUUGGGUUAUGAAAUGGAUAAGGGUAAACUUGUAGGCUUCCGCAACCUCCAGGAUGAUCCCAAGCUAGUUCAUUAUAUGCAAGUGGCUAAGAUGCAGUCUGACCGUGAGUACAGGAAAGCCUAUGAGACCAGCAAGACCAGCUAUCAUACACCUGCUGAUACAUUUAGUAUCAUGGCAGCGAAGGAAGCACAAGGUAAUAUAACCAACACGAACUAUAAACAGCUGAUCCACAAAUAUAUGCUCCUACCAGAUGCAGUUAAUAUGGAACUGGCCAGAAACAUGAAUUGGAUUCAAAGCAAUAACAAGUACAAAGAGGAUUACAAUGAAUGGUACAAAGGACUUGGAUGGAGCCCUGCUGGUUCUCUGGAGGUGGAGAAAUCUAAGAAAGCCACAGAAAUUGCAAGUGACAGGAAUUACCGCCAGCACCCAAGCCUUUUCCCCUUCACAAAACAGAGUGACUCCAUGGACAUGGUGCUAGCAAAACACAAUGCAGACGUGAUGAAUCAUCAUGUGUACACUCAAGCUUGGGAGAAGGAUAAACUUCAGAUUCAUGUGAUGCCAGAUACACCAGAUAUUCUACAGGCCAAACAGAACAAAGCAAAUUACAGUCAGAAAUUGUACAAACUCGGAUGGGAAGAAAUGUUAAAGAAAGGCUACGACCUCACAUCUGAAGCCAUUUCAGUGAAAGCGGCCAAAGCUUCGAGAGACAUUGCAAGUGAUUACAAGUAUAAAGAAGGUUACCGCAAGCAGCAGGGACAUCACAUUGGAUACCGCAGCAUACAGGAUGAUCCCAAACUUGUGUUGUCUAUGAAUGUUGCCAAGAUGCAGAGUGAGAGGGAGUACAAGAAAGAUUUUGAGAAGUGGAAGACCAAAUUUAACAUGCCCGUGGAUAUGUUGGGCUUCCUACUGGCUAAGAAAUGCCAGUCGUUGGUUAGUGAUGUAGACUACAGACGGAUUCUGCACCAGUGGACUAGUUUGCCGGACCAGACUAGCAUCAUUCAAGCUAAGAAAGUAUAUGAACUGCAGAGUGAUAAUCUAUAUAAGUCAGAUCUUCAAUGGUUGAAAGGCCUGGGGUGGAUCCCAUUUGGCUCUUUGGAGGCUGAAAAGAACAAGAAAGCUUCAGAAAUCCUGAGUGAGAAGAAAUACCGCCAGCCACCAGACACUGUGAAAUUCACAAGUAUCCCUGAUGCCAUGGACAUAGUUCUGGCAAAGUCUAAUGCCAAAAAUAGGAGCGAUAGACUUUACAGAGAAGCUUGGGACAAGGACAAAACUCAAAUUCAUGUCAUGGCUGACACUCCUGAAAUCAUUUUGGCUAAAGCAAACUCAAUCAAUAUGAGUGAUAAACUCUAUAAGUUAGGAUAUGAAGAACUGAAGAAGAAAGGCUAUGAUUUUCCUCCUGAUGCCAUACCACUCAAGUUAGCAAAAGCAUCCAGAGACAUUUCGAGCGAAUACAAAUACAAAGAAGGGUAUCGCAAGCAGCUUGGCCACCAUGUGGGAGCCCGCAACAUCCAGGAUGAUCCCAAGAUGGUGUGGUCUAUGCAUGUGGCCAAGAUCCAGAGUGACCGUGAGUACAAGAAAGAUUUUGAGAAAUGGAAGACCAAGUAUAAUACCCCUGUGGACAUGCUGGGAAUCGUACUGGCCAAGAAGUGUCAGGAGCAAGUCAGCGACAUUGAUUAUAGAUAUCCUCUGCACAAGUGGACAUGUCUGCCAGACCAGAGUGAUGUUGUACAUGCCAGGAAAACAUACGAUCUUCAGAGUGAUCUUAUGUAUAAAUCAGAUCUGCAGUGGAUGAAAGGCAUUGGCUGGUCCCCAAGUGGUUCUCUGGAUAAUGAGAAGAAUAAGAGAGCAACCCACAUCCUGAGUGACCACACCUAUCGGCAACACCCAGGCACUAUCAAAUUUAGUAGCCUGCUUGAUUCUAUGCCAAUGGUUCUGGCAAAGCACAAUACUGGAAUUAUGAACCCUCGCUCAUAUACAGAAGCUUGGAACAAAGAUAAAACUAGUAUCCACAUUAUGCCAGAUACCCCUGCUAUUUUACUGGCACAGCAGAACAAAUGGAAUUACAGUGACAAACUGUACCGACUUGCAAUGGAAGAGGAAAAGAAGAAAGGCUAUGAUCUACGAGUAGAUGCCAUUCCAAUCAGGGCAGCUAAAGCUUCCCGAGACAUUGCAAGUGAGUACAAAUACAAAGCAGGGUAUCGCAAGCAGCUUGGCCACCAUGUGGGAGCCCGCAACAUCCAGGAUGAUCCCAAGAUGGUGUGGUCUAUGCACGUGGCCAAAAUCCAGAGUGACCGUGAGUACAAGAAAGAUUUUGAGAAAUGGAAGACCAAGUAUAAUACCCCCGUGGAUAUGCUGGGAAUCGUGCUGGCCAAGAAAUGUCAGGAGCAAGUCAGUGACAUUGAUUAUAGACAUCCUCUGCACAAGUGGACGUGUCUUCCAGACCAGAGUGAUGUUGUACAUGCCAGGAAAACAUAUGAUCUUCAGAGUGAUAUUUUAUAUAAAUCAGAUCUUCAAUGGCUGCGAGGCAUUGGCUGGGUCCCAAGUGGCUCUCUGGAUGAUGAGAAGAAUAAGAGAGCAACCCACAUCCUGAGUGACCACACCUACCGGCAACACCCAGGCACUAUCAAAUUUAGUAGCCUGCUUGAUUCUAUGCCAAUGGUUCUGGCAAAGCACAAUUCUGAAAUAAUGAAUCAACGCUCAUAUACAGAAGCUUGGAACAAAGAUAAAACUAGUAUCCACGUUAUGCCAGAUACCCCUGAUAUUUUACUGGCGCAGCAGAACAAAUUGAAUUACAGUGAUAAACUGUACCGACUUGCAAUGGAAGAGGAAAAGAAGAAAGGUUAUGACCUACGGGUAGAUGCCAUUCCAAUAAGGGCAGCUAAAGCCUCCCGAGAUAUUGCAAGUGAAUACAGAUACAAAGAAGGGUAUCGCAAGCAGCUUGGCCACCAUGUGGGAGCACGCAAUAUCCAGGAUGAUCCCAAGAUGGUGUGGUCUAUGCAUGUGGCCAAGAUCCAGAGUGACCGUGAGUACAAGAAAGAUUUUGAGAAAUGGAAAACCAAGUAUAAUACCCCAGUGGACAUGCUGGGAAUCGUGCUGGCCAAGAAGUGUCAGGAACAAGUCAGUGACAUUGAUUAUAGACAUCCUCUGCACAAGUGGACGUGUCUUCCAGACCAGAACGAUGUUGUACAUGCCAGGAAAACAUACGAUCUUCAGAGUGAUCUUGUGUAUAAAUCAGAUCUGCAGUGGCUGAAAGGCAUUGGCUGGGUCCCAAGUGGCUCUCUGGAUGAUGAGAAGAAUAAGAGAGCAACCCACAUCCUGAGUGACCACACCUAUCGGCAACACCCAGACACUAUCAAAUUUAGUAGCCUGCUUGAUUCUAUGCCAAUGGUUCUGGCAAAGCACAAUACUGGAAUUAUGAACCCUCGUUCUUAUACAGAAGCUUGGAACAAAGAUAAAACUAGUAUCCACAUUAUGCCAGAUACCCCUGCUAUUUUAUUGGCGCAGCAGAACAAAUUGAAUUACAGUGAUAAACUGUACCGACUUGCAAUGGAAGAGGACAAGAAAAAAGGUUAUGACCUACGAGUAGAUGCCAUUCCAAUAAGGGCAGCUAAAGCCUCCCGAGAUAUUGCAAGUGAGUACAGAUACAAAGAAGGGUAUCGCAAACAGCUUGGCCACCAUGUGGGAGCCCGCAACAUCCAGGAUGAUCCCAAGAUGACAUGGUCUAUGCAUGUGGCCAAGAUCCAGAGUGACAGAGAGUACAAGAAAGAUUUUGAGAAAUGGAAGACCAAAUAUAGUAGCCCAGUGGACAUGCUGGGAAUUGUGCUGGCCAAGAAGUGUCAGGAGCAAGUCAGUGAUGUUGAUUAUAGACAUCCUCUGCACCAAUGGACAUGUCUACCGGACCAGAAUGAUGUCAUCCAUGCUAGAAAGGCCUAUGAUCUACAGAGUGACAAUUACUACAAGUCAGAUCUUCAAUGGUUGAGAGGCAUCGGUUGGGUCCCAAUUGGUUCCUUGGAUGUUGAAAAAGCCAAGAAGGCUGGAGAGAUCCUUAGUGACCAUAUAUAUCGUCAGCCACCAGACAAAUUCAAAUUUACUAGUCUAAUGGAUUCUCUGCCAAUGGUCUUAGCCAAGCAUAAUGCAGAGACAAUGAAUAAGAAUUUAUAUACUGAGGCGUGGGAUAAAGACAAGACUCAAAUCCACAUGAUGCCCGACACUCCAGAGAUUAUACUGGCAAGACAGAACAAGGUCAACUAUAGCCAGAGUCUGUAUAAACUUGCCAUGGAAGAGGCAAAGAAGAGAGGCUAUGACUUGCGAAUUGAUGCUAUUCCCAUCAAGAGUGCCAAAGCAUCCAGAGAUAUUGCCAGUGAUUACAAAUACAAAGAAGGGUAUCGCAAGCAGCUUGGCCACCAUGUGGGAGCCCGCAACAUCCAAGAUGAUCCCAAGAUGACAUGGUCUAUGCAUGUGGCCAAGAUCCAGAGUGACAGAGAGUACAAGAAAGAUUUUGAGAAAUGGAAGACCAAAUACAGUACACCAGUGGACAUGCUAGGAAUAGUGCUGGCCAAGAAGUGUCAGGAGCAAGUCAGUGAUGUUGAUUAUAGACGUCCUCUGCACCAAUGGACGUGUCUACCAGACCAGAAUGAUGUCAUCCAUGCUAGAAAGGCCUAUGAUCUACAGAGUGAUAAUUACUACAAGUCAGAUCUCCAGUGGCUGAGAGGCAUUGGUUGGGUUCCAAUUGGUUCCCUGGACAUAGAAAAAGCCAAGAAAGCUGGAGAGAUCUUGAGUGAUAAAAUAUAUCGUCAGCCUCCAGACACAUUCAAAUUUACUAGUGUAACAGAUUCUCUAGAAAUGGUCUUGGCCAAGCAGAAUGCAGAGACAAUGAAUAAGCGCUUAUACACCGAAGCAUGGAACAAAGACAAAACAGAAAUCCAUGUCAUGCCCGACACUCCAGAAAUCAUGCUAGCAAAACUCAACCGAAUGAACUACAGUGAGAAAUUAUACAAACUUCCUUUGGAGGAAUUGAAGAAGAGAGGUUAUGACUUGCGUCUUGAUGCCAUUCCAAUCCAGGCUGCCAAGGCAUCCAGAAAUAUUGCCAGUGAAUACAAAUAUAAAGAAGGGUAUCGCAAGCAGCUUGGCCACCAUGUGGGAGCCCGCAACAUCCAGGAUGAUCCCAAGAUGAUGUGGUCUAUGCAUGUGGCCAAGAUCCAGAGUGACCGUGAGUAUAAGAAAGAUUUUGAGAAAUGGAAGACCAAGUAUAAUACCCCCGUGGACAUGCUGGGAAUCGUGCAGGCCAAGAUAUGUCAGACACUGGUCAGUGAUGUCGAUUACCGCAGUUAUCUGCACCAGUGGACGUGUCUUCCAGACCAGAAUGAUGUCAUCCAGGCCAAGAAAGCCUAUGAGCUGCAGAGUGAUACUGUUUACAAAUCAGACCUGGAAUGGCUGAAGGGUACAGGCUGGGUCCCCAUUGGUUCUAUGGAUGUUGAGAAGGUUAAGAGAGCUGGAGAAAUCCUGAGUGAAAAGCAAUACCGCCAGCCACCAGACAAAAUCAAAUUUACCAGUGUGACAGAUUCCCUGGAGUUGGUUUUGGCAAAGCAAAAUGCUGAGACAAUGAACAAGCGUUUAUACACAGAAGCGUGGAAUGCUGACAAAACCGCAAUUCAUGUCAUGCCAGACACCCCAGAAAUUUUACUGGCAAAAGCUAAUUCUGCUAACGUUAGCCAGAAACUUUACACCCAAGGUUGGGAAGAGUCCAAGAUGAGGGAUUAUGAUAUAAGAGCAGAUGCAAUUCCUAUUCGAAGUGCAAAGACAUCAAGAGAUAUUGCUAGUGAUUAUAAAUAUAAAGAAGCUUAUGAGAAACAGAGAGGUCACCAUAUAGGAGCCCGCACUGUACAGGAUGAUCCAAAGAUGAUGUGGUCUAUUCAUGCUGCAAAGCUCCAGAGUGACAGAGUGUACAAGAAACAUUUUGAGAAAUGGAAGACCAAAUUCAGUAGCCCAGUGGACAUGUUGGGAAUUGUGCAGGCCAAGAAAUGUCAGGAACUGGUCAGUGAUGUUGAUUACCGUCAUUAUCUACACCAGUGGACAUGUCUGCCAGAUCAGAAUGAUGUGAUCCAAGCUAAGAAAGCCUAUGAGUUGCAGAGUGAUAAUGUGUACAAGUCAGACCUGGAAUGGCUGCGUGGCAUUGGCUGGAUGCCAGAGGGCUCAGUGGAUGUGGAUAGAGUGAAGAAAGCCCAGGAGCUCAUGAAUGACAGAUUAUACCGUCAGCGGCCAGAUGAGCUGAAAUUUACCAGCAUUGUUGACUCACUACCAGUCGUUCUGGCUAAGGUUAAUUCUAAGCAGAUCAGUGAGCCUCUCUAUCGUGAAGCCUGGGAUAAAGAGAAGACACAGUUCACCCUGCCUGCUGACACCCCUCAGAUGCUGCAGUCCAAAGUUAAUGCUUUGAACAUCAGCAAUAAACAUUAUCAGCAAGCCUGGGAAGAUGCCAAGAUGAAAGACUAUGACAUAAGAGCCGAUACCAUUUCCAUCAAACAUGCCAAGGCUUCCAGAGACAUUGCUAGUGAGUACAAAUACAAGGAAACCCAUGAGAAGCAGAAAGGCCACUAUAUUGGAUGCCGAACUGCAAAGGAAGAUCCCAAAUUGGCAUGGGCUGCACAUAUAAUGAAGAUGCAGAAUGACAGAGAAUACAGGAAGGCUUAUCACAGUUCAAAGGCCAGAAUCACUAUUCCAGUUGAUACAGUGUCUGUUCAAGCAGCCAAGCAAUGCCAAUCAUUUGUGAGUGAUGUUGACUACCGUCAGUAUUUGCACCAGUGGACAUGUCUGCCAGACCAGAAUGAUGUGAUCCAGGCCAGGAAGGCCUAUGAGCUACAAAGUGAUAAUGUAUACAAAUCAGAUCUGGAAUGGCUGCGUGGCAUUGGCUGGAUGCCAGAUGGCUCAGUGGAUGUGGAUAGAGUGAAGAAAGCCCAGGAGCUCCUGAAUAAUAGAUUGUAUCGAACGCGGCCAGAUGAAUUGAAAUUCACUACCAUUGUCGACACACCGGAGAUUGUGCUGGCAAAGACAAAUGCUCUGAAUCAGAGCUCUGCUUUAUAUCGGGAGGUUUGGGAUAAAGAGAAGACUCAGUUUACCCUUCCUUCUGAUACCCCUGAGAUGUUGCAGUCCAGAAUCAAUGCUGUGAAUGUCAGUAAGAAAAUGUAUCAACUAAGCUGGGAAGAAGCCAAGGAAAAAGGUUAUGACUUAAGAGCUGAUGCCAUUGAAAUAAAACAUGCCAAGGCUUCAAGAGACAUUGCUAGUGAGUACAAAUACAAAACAGGUUACCGCCAGCAAUUAGGCCACUAUGUGGGAUUCCAAAGCCUUCAGGAUGAUCCCAAGUUGGUGUGGUCCAUUCAUGCAGCCAAGAUCCAAAGUGACAGGGAGUACAAGAAAUAUUUUGAAAAAUCAAAGACCAAAUUCAGUAGCCCAGUGGACAUGUUGGGAAUUGUGCAGGCCAAGAAAUGUCAGACCUUGGUCAGUGAUGUUGAUUACCGCAAUUACCUGCAUCAGUGGACAUGUCUGCCAGACCAGAACGAUGUGAUCCAAGCCAAGAAGGCCUAUGAAUUACAGAGUGAUAACAUGUACAAGUCAGACCUGGAAUGGCUGCGUGGUGCUGGUUGGUUGACAGAAGGUUCAGUGGAUGUGACAAGAGUGAAGAAAGCCCAGGAGCUCCUGAAUGACAGAUUAUACCGCCGGCGGCCAGAUGAAUUGAAAUUUACGAGCAUAGUUGACCUCCCAGCAGUUGUCUUGGCUAAAGCCAAUGCUCUGCAGAUCAGUGAACCUCUCUAUCAUAAAAUCUGGGAUAAAGAGAAGACACAGUUCACCUUACCUGCUGACACUCCUAUUAUGAUGCAGUCCAAAGUCAAUGCUCUGAACAUCAGCAAUAAACAUUAUCAGCAAGCCUGGGAAGAUGCCAAGAUGAAAGACUAUGACAUAAGAGCCGAUACCAUUUCCAUCAAACAUGCCAAGGCUUCCAGAGACAUUGCUAGUGAGUACAAAUACAAGGAAACCCAUGAGAAGCAGAAAGGCCACUAUAUUGGAUGCCGAACUGCAAAGGAAGAUCCCAAAUUGGCAUGGGCUGCACAUAUAAUGAAGAUGCAGAAUGACAGAGAAUACAGGAAGGCUUAUCACAGUUCAAAGGCCAGAAUCACUAUUCCAGUUGAUAUGGUGUCUGUCCAAGCAGCCAAAGAAGGCCAGUUAAUAGCAAGUGAUGUUGAUUACCGUCAGUAUUUGCAUCAGUGGACAUGUCUGCCAGACCAGAAUGAUGUGAUCCAGGCCAGGAAGGCCUAUGAUCUGCAAAGUGAUGCCUUGUAUAAAUCUGACCUGGAAUGGCUGCGUGGCAUUGGCUGGAUGCCAAAUGACUCCGUGGAAGUGAAGAGAGUGAAGAAUGCCCAAGACAUUCUGAGUGAAAAGAUGUACCGCACACCCGUAGAAAGCUUGAAAUACACUAAUAUUGUUGAUACUCCAGAUGUUCUCCUUGCUAAGACCAAUGCUGCACAAAUCAGCCUUCCCAAAUACAGAGAAGCUUGGGAUAAGGACAAGACUACGAUCCAUGUGAUGCCAGAUACACCUGAAAUCAACCUUGCCAAAGCUAAUGCUAUUCAUGUUAGCAAUAAACUUUAUAAAGAAGCUUGGGAUGAAGUGAAGAUGAGCUGUGAUUUGAGAGCAGAUGCCAUCCCAAUUAAGGUAGCCAAAGCCUCAAGAGAAAUUGCCAGUGAUUAUAAAUAUAAAUUAGAACAUGAGAAGCAGAAAGGACACUAUGUUGGGACUCCGAGUGCGAGAGAAGAUAACAAAAUACUAUGGGCCCUGCAUGCAGCCAAGCUUCAUAGUGACUUAGAAUACAAGAAGCACUUUCAGACGUGGAAGACAAAGUUUAGUAGUCCAGUGGACAUGCUUCCCAUUGUGGCUGCCAAAAAAUGUCAGACUUUGGUCAGUGAUAUUGAUUAUCGUAAUUACUUGCAUCGUUGGACGUGUUUGCCUGAUCAGAAUGAUGUGAUACAGGCCAAGAAAGCCUAUCAACUGCAGAGUGAUGCUGUUUACAAAUCUGAUUUGGAAUGGCUACGUGGAAUUGGGUGGAUGCCAAAUGACUCUGUUGGAAUCAACCAUGUCAAACAUGUCCAAGAUCUCCUGAAUGAGAGAAAGUACCGCACAAAAGCUGAAUCUCUCAAGUUUACUCCAGUGGCGGACAGAGUUGAUUAUAUCACCGCAAAACAUAGUGGUGAAAUACAGAGUGAUAUUAAAUACCACCAAGACUGGAAUGCCAUCAAGUCAAAUUACACUCUAACAGAUACACCGCAGCAAGAAAUGGUCCGAGAAGCUGCCAGAAUUCUUAACCAGAACUUAUACAAGGAAAACUGGGAAAAACAGAAAGCUACUGGUUAUCUUUUACCUCCUGAUGCUGUGCAGCUUCGUCAUGCCAAGCACUCCAGUGAUGUCCAAAGCGAGCUACAAUACAAAGCUGAGUAUGUUAAUCAUAAAGGUCACUAUGUUGGUGUUCCCACUAUGAGAGAUGAUCCCAAGCUGGUGUGGUUUGAACAUGCAGGCAAGAUCCAGAAUGACAGAUUGUACAAAUCAGCUUAUCACAAAUCAAAGUCUAAUGUUCACAUUCCUGCGGAUAUGGUAUCUGUCUUGGCGGCCAAGGAAUGCCAGACACUGGUCAGUGAUAUUGAUUAUCGGCAAUACCUACAUGAAUGGACAUGUCACCCUGACCAGAAUGAUUGCAUCCAGGCAAGGAAGGCCUAUGAUCUACAGAGUGAUAAUAUCUAUAAAUCUGAUCUGGAAUGGAUUCGGGGUUGUGGGUGGAUCCCUCUGGACUCAGUGGAACACAGGAAAGUUAAGAAAGCCCAAGAGUUAAUAAAUAAGAGAGCCUAUAUAAAAGAAGCCACUGAUAACUAUUCCAAUUUCACGAGUGUGGCUGAUACUCCAGAUGUUGUUUUGGCAAAGAUCAACUCUAUCAAUCAGAGUGACCUGAAAUACAAGGAAACAUUUAACCUUGAUAGAGGCCACUACAUUGGUUCUGAUGACACUCCAGUAUUGAACCACACCAGAGAGAUGUCUAAGCUCUAUAGUGAUAAACGGUAUAAGCAUUCAUGGGAAACUGGUAAGGCCAUCGGCUAUACUUUGCCUCCAGACUACAUCCCUCUCAUUGGAGCUAAACAUGCUGAUUAUAUUAACAGUGAGCUUAAAUACAAAGCAGUCUAUGAGAAGCAGAGGGGACAUUAUCUGGCUGGGAAGCAUAUCUCCGAAUUCCCCAAUGUCGUUCAUUCUCUAGCAUUCCAAAAACUAAGAAGUGCGCUGGCCUACAGAAAAAAUUAUGAAGACACCAAGGCAAAUGUCCAUAUUCCAAGUGAUAUGUUGAAUCACCUCUUGGCGAAAAAGUGUCAAUAUAUCCUCAGUGAUCUUGAGUACCGAACCUACCUUCACCAGUGGAAUUGUUCACCAGAGGAAAAUGAUGUUGUUUUGGCCAAGAAAGCCCAGGAGAUUUUAAGUGAUGUUGUGUAUAAAGACGACUUAAAUUGGCUGAAAGGAAUUGGAUGCUAUGUCUGGGAUACCCCGCAAAUCCUGCAUGCUAAAAAAUCAUAUGAUCUCCAAAGCCAACUGAAAUACACAGCGGCAGGAAAAGAGAAUCUGAAGAACUACGGUUCCGUUACUGAUACGCCACUUUAUGUGACUGCGGUCCAGAGCGGCAUCCAUGCUAGUGAUGUGAAAUAUAAAGAAAAUUAUCACCAAAAUAAGGACAAAUAUACAACAGUGGUGGAUACAGUGGAUCAUGAAAGAACCCAAAAUCUGAAACAUCUUUUUAGCAAUAACCUGUACAAGGAAGCCUGGGAUAAAGUGAAAAUCACUGGUUACAAAAUGCCCUCUGAUGCUGUAUCUCUAUCUCGUGCCAAAGAACUGAAGCAUAAUGCUAGUAUUGUCAAGUAUCGGGAAGAAUAUGACAAGUUUAAAGCACUUUACACUCUACCCAGAAGUGUUGAAGAUGAUCCCAAUACAGCAAGAUGCCUUAGAGUUGGCAAGUUUAACAUUGAUCGUCUGUACAAAGAAGUAUAUGAGAAGAAUAAGGCCAAAAUCCACAUUCUUCCAGACAUGGUAGACAUAGUAUCUGCUAAGGCCACACAGAAAAAAGUCAGUGAAAUUGAUUAUCGCCUACAUCUUCACGAAUGGACCUGUUUACCAGACCUUCAGAUCAAUGCUCAUGUUCGAAAAGUCACUGACCAGCUCAGUGAAGUUGUGUACAAGGAUGACCUCAACUGGCUGAAAGGCAUCGGCUGCUUUGUGUGGGAUACUCCUGAAAUUCUCCAUGCAAAACACGCAUAUGACCUUCGUGAUGACAUCAAGUACAAAUCAAAGGCAGAGAAAAUGAAAAAUGACUACACCAUGAUCACUGACACCCCUUACUAUGUCCAGAAUGUCAUUAGUGGCAAGAAUCUGAGUGAUGCUGUCUAUCGCCAUGAAUAUGUGCAUAAUAUUAGAGGGAAAUUGACCCCCACUGAUAAAACAGUGGACUUGGUACGGGCAAGGCAUGCUCAUAAGAUACAGAGUGAAAAUCUAUACCGGGGGGCUGGCUUACAUGCCCUUCCUACUGGAUACAAACUCCCACCGGAUACUCCUGGCUUUAAGCUUGCUAAACAUGUCCAAUAUAUUGGCAGUGAUCUCAAAUACAAAGAAGCAUAUGAGCACAUCAAGGCUAAAGGCUACACUCUUGGACCCAAAGCUGUUGGCUUUGAGCAUAUAAAGAAAGUGAAUAAAGUUCUUAAUGAGAGGCUUUAUAGGGAAACAUACCACAAAAAUAAGGACAAGAUUCACACCACCCCUGACACACCAGAAAUCCGCCAAGUCAAAGCCACACAGGAAGCUAUUAGUGAUUUGAUCUACAAGUCCGAUUACUUUAAGAUGCAGGGACAUUUGAUUUCCUUGCCAUACACCCCUCAAGUGAUCCAUUGUCGCUAUGUUGGAGAUAUCACAAGUGAUAAUAAAUACAAAGAAGAUCUACAGUGGUUAAGGGGCUUGGGUUGCUUCCUAUAUGAUACUCCUGAUAUGGUCCGUGCUCGUCACUUGCGGGAGCUUUGGUCUAAUUAUGUGUACACCAAUACCGCAAAGAAGAUGCGGGAUAAAUACAGUGUGGUUCUGGACACUCCGGAAUACAGGAAAGUUCAGGAGCUGAAGGCACAUUUGAGUGAAGUUGUUUACCGAGCUGCAGGCAAGAAGCAAAAGACGAAAUACACGUCAAUCCUUGAUACACCAGAUUUCUUAAGAGCCAAGAAAGGACAGAAAAUACAGAGUCAGUAUCUGUACGUAGAGCUAGCCACCAAAGAAAGACCCCAUCAUCAUGUUGGUGACCAGACCCCAGCCUUAAGGCUUGCAAAACAUGUGAAGGACAUGGUCAGUGAGAAAAAGUACAAAACCCAAUAUGAGAAGAUGAAGCACAAAUACACAACUGUCCCUGACACUCCGAUCCUCAUCAGGGCUAAGAAGGCUUACUGGAAUGCUAGUGAUCUGCGCUACAAAGAGACCUUUGAGCAGGCAAAGGGUAAAUAUCACACAGUGAAAGAUGCCUUGAAUAUUGUCUAUCAUCGCAAGGUCACUGAUGACAUCAGCAGUGUGAAAUAUAAAGAAAACUACAUGAACCAAUUGGGAAUCUGGAGAUCAAUCCCAGACCGGCCUGAGCACUAUCAUCAUCGUGCAGUCACAGAUGCGAUCAGCGACUUUAAAUACAAAGAAGACUUAUCAUGGCUUCGAGGGUUUGGUUGUUAUGCCUGGGACACUCCUGAUCUUGCUCUGGCAGAAAAGAACAAAGUCCUUUACAGUGGGUGUAAGUACAAGGAGUCAUUCAACAAGAUGAAGUCUCAGUUCGAAUAUGUAGCAGACUGUCCCAUUAACAGGCAUUUUAAACAUGCAACUCAGCUAAUGAAUGAGAAAAAAUAUAAGUCUAGUGCCAAACUGUUCCUGCAACAUGGAUGCAAUGAAUUUCUGAGACCAGAUAUGCUGACAGCACUUUACAACACAAACUUGUGGAGCCAGUUCAAAUACAAGAGGCAGUAUGAAAUGCAGAAGGACAAGUAUACUACAAUCGUGGAUACCCCAGAACAUCUGAGGACUGCAAAAGUCAACAAGCAAAUCAGUGAUAUUAUUUACAAGAUGGAAUUUGAGAAGGCCAAGUCUAAGGGGUAUACCACAAUACAUGACACCCCUCUGUUACUGCUUAUGCGCAAGGUCAAAGACAGAAUAAGUGAUCUGAAGUACAAAGAAGUUUAUGAGAAGAAUAAGUCUAAUUGCAACGUUGUAGGAGAUGCCGUUCAUAUUAAAGCUGCCAAAGCUGCCUACAAAGUAAACAGCAAUCUGGAUUACAAGAAGAAAUAUGAAGCAACCAAGGCUCACUGGCAAUGGACUGUUGAUAGACCUGACUUUCUCCAAGCAGCCAAGGCAUCCCUGCAACAGAGUGAUUAUGACUAUAAGCUAGACCGAGAAUUCCUUAGGGGAUGCAAAUUGUCUGUCACGGAUGACAAAAAUACAGUGUUGGCUUUGAAGAAUGCCAUUCUGUCAAGUGAUAUAAAAUACAAAGAGAAGCAUAACAAGGCUAGAGGAACAUGCCUCGCUGUCCCAGACACACCUCAGAUCCUCCUCUCUAAGUGUGUCAGCUCUCUUGUAUCUGAGAACAAAUACAAAGAGCAAAGUAAGAAGCAGCUUCCACAUGGUUCUUAUACAACCCUGCCUGAGACCCAGGACACUAUUCGUGUCAAAGAAGUGACCAAGAAUGUCAGCGAGACAAACUAUAAAAAGAAUUUUGUGAAGGAGAAAGGCAAGUCCAACUAUUCCAUCAUGCAGGAGCCUCCUGAUGUGAAACAUGCCAUGGGAGUCGCUAAGAAACAGAGUAUUGUUGAAUACAAAAAAGAUGCCAAGUCACAGCUUCAUUACACAUCGAUAGCAGAUCGACCAGAUAUUAAGAAAGCAACCCAAGUUGCUAAAUUAGUCAGUGAUAUUCAAUACAAAGCCAAGGCUCGAGGAGAAGUUGCCCUUGGUGUACGCAUGCUGGGGCGGCCAGAUAUUGAACUUGCGAAGGAGGUAUCCAAGCUUACUAGCCAGUUGAAGUACAGACAGAAUUUUGACAAGGAGAAGAGUAAGAGGCCGAUGUAUGACUUGAAGGAGGCCAAGAUUUACAAGACCAUGAAAGAUGCUCACAACAUUGCUAGUGAGGUUAAAUAUAAGGCAGAUCUAAAGAAACUUCACAAGCCUGUGACAGACAUGUCAGAAUCGCUGAUAAUGAACCAUGUCCUGGGUACAAGUCUACUCUCCAGUGCUUACCAGUACAAGAAGCAAUAUGAGAAGAGUAAGGGUCACUACCAUGUGGUGCCAGAUAACCUUGAACAGCUUCAUCUAAAGGAGGCUUCAGAACUACAGAGUCACGUGAAAUACAAGGAGAAGUAUGAAAAGGAAAAAGGAACACCCAUGCUGGACUUUGAAACUCCAACAUACAUCACUGCCAAGGAAUCUCAGCAUAUGCAGAGUGCGAAAGAAUACAAGAAGGACUAUGAAGAGUCCAUUAAAGGGAGGAACCUUGCUGGCUUGGAGAUUACACCAUCUUUAUUACAUGUCAAAUAUGCAACGAAAAUAGCAAGCGAGAAAGAAUACAGGAGGGAUCUAGAGGAAGGUGUCAAAGGUAAAGGUAUGACAAUGUUGGAGGAGACUCCGGACAUGUUAAGAGCAAAGAAUGCAACUCACAUCCUAAAUGAGAAAGAGUACAGGAAAGCACUGGAGUUUGAAAUGAAAGGAAGAGGUCUGACAGACCAGUCUUUGGAAACGCCAGACUACAUGAGGGCAAAGAAUGCCACAGACAUUGCCAGUCAGGUUAAAUAUAAGCAUUUGGCAGAAAUGGAUAAAGCCAAUUACACCUCUGUUGUCGAUACUCCUGACAUCAUUCAUGCCCAGCAUGUCAAGAACCUUUCAAGUCAGAAAAAAUAUAAGGAAGAUGCAGAAAGGACCAUGUCAUACUACCUGCCUGUUCUGGACACACCAGAAAUUCUGAGAGUCCGUGAGAACCAAAAGAACUUUAGCAACUUUCAGUACCAGUGGGAUGUAAAGAACAGCAAAGGAAAAGUUACAGUGGUACAAGAAACACCAGAAAUACUGCGUGUUAAAGAAAACCAAAAGAAUUUUAGCUCGAUUUUAUAUAAAGAAGAUAUUGGAACAGGAACAGCUAUUGAAAAGACACCUGAGAUGCAGAGAAUUAAACGAGCCCAGGACGCAAUUAGCACGAUUAAAUAUAAGGAAAGCAUUGGGAAAGGGAUCCCAAUUCCUGACCUUCCCGAAGUGAAACGUGUCAAGGAGACCCAGAAGCACAUCAGCUCGGUGUUGUACAAAGAGGACCUCGGGACAGGAAUCCCAACACCAGUCACUCCAGAGAUAGAGAGAGUGAAACGCAAUCAAGAAUACAUUAGCUCGGUGUUGUACAAGGAGGGCUUGGGGACUGGGAUCCCAACACCUGUCACUCCAGAGAUGGAGAGAGUCAAACGCAAUCAAGAGAUCAUUAGCUCGGUAUUGUACAAGGAGGGCUUGGGGACUGGGAUCCCAACGCCUGUCACUCCAGAGAUGGAGAGAGUAAAACGCAAUCAAGAAAACUUUAGCUUGGUGUUGUACAAAGAGAAUCUGGGGACUGGAACCCCCAUAUCUGUCACUCCUGAGAUUGAGAGGGUCAAACGCAAUCAAGAAAACUUAAGCUCGGUUUUGUACAAAGAACAUGUGGGGAAAGCGACCCCAACACCAAUCACUCCAGAGAUGGAGAGAGUCAAACGCAAUCAAGAACACAUUAGCUCGGUAUUAUACAAAGAAAACUUGGGGCGAGCAACCCCAACUCCUGUUACUCCAGAGAUGGAGAGAGUCAAACGCAAUCAAGAAAACAUUAGCUCGGUGUUGUACAAAGAGCACAUGGGAAAAGGAACUCCGACACCUAUCACUCCAGAGAUGGAGAGAGCUAAACGCAAUCAAGAAAACAUUAGCUCGGUCCUCUAUUCAGAUAGUUUCCGGAAACAAGUCCAAGGCAAAGCAGCCUAUGUUUUGGAUACCCCCGAAAUGAGGCGUGUACGAGAGUCCCAGCGCCAUAUCUCCACGGUGAAAUACCAUGAAGAUUUUGAGAAACACAAAGGUAGCUUCACGCCUGUGGUUACUGAUCCCAUUACAGAGCGUGUGAAAAAGAACAUGCAGGACUUCAGUGAUAUUAACUACAGGGGCAUUCAAAGAAGGGUUGUAGAAAUGGAACGAAAACGAGUGGAUCAGGAUCACGAGACAAUCACAGGUCUUCGUGUAUGGCGCACCAAUCCUGGAUCAGUCUUUGAUUAUGACCCAGCAGAAGACAAUAUUCAGUCUAGAAGUUUACACAUGAUUUCAGUCCAAGCCCAGCGCCGCAGCCGAGAGCAAUCCCGCUCUGCCAGUGCAUUAAGCCUCAGCGCUGGGGAGGAGAAAUCUGAGCAUUCAGAGGGUGCUGAUCAGCACCUGUCUUAUUACAGCAAUGGUGGUAUUUUCACUACAACAACAACAGUGGCUUACAAACACGCUAAAACUAUAGAACUGCCACAACAAAGAUCUUCUUCUGUUGCCACUCAACUGACAACAGCAUCUUCUGUUCCCUCUCAUCCAUCCAUUGCAGGUAAGACCUACCGUGCCAUGUAUGACUACAUGGCAGCUGAUGCUGAUGAAGUUUCCUUCAAAGAUGGGGAUGCAAUUGUAAAUGUCCAAGCUAUUGAUGAAGGCUGGAUGUAUGGGACUGUACAGAGGACUGGCAAGACUGGCAUGCUUCCAGCCAAUUAUGUAGAAGCUGUCUAAAUGAAAAUUUGGUCUUCCAUAAAGCAUAGCUACAUGGUCAAAAUACACAGGCACUUUGUAUUCACCACAAGUCAGACUAACCACUCUCAAGUAAACACUUUCUAAGUGUUGUUUUCCUUACCUGAUGUUAUCUUAUGAAUUGUCAUACUGGGAAAAAAAAUAGAACAAAAUGUUUAAAAAACACAUUUACAAGUCAUUGCUGAUAUAGAAUGUUUGCUAACAUGCUAUUAGUCCCCAGAGAAGCAUUCUUCUAAACUAUCCAUUUAGGCCUAGACUUGCUUAUAAAAACCUAUCUUCCUUGAGUUAUUUUUAUGCAAGCAAAAUUGACACACACAAAAAAAGAAUGUGUCUUUCAGAUGUGAAAUUCAACUGAAUUCCAAGCAUUCAGAUUUAAGUCUACAACUUUCUUGGUAUUCCGAUCAUGAACCCUAGGAUUUUUCUAUGCUGUUCUAAAAAUGUUUGAAUAUAUUUAUUGUUCCAAGUAAGUAACAUGUAAACAUAACAUCUCAAACCAGCCAAAAGUAACCUGGAAAAAGCCUCUCCUCUCUUCUGCUUGCUGAGCGCUGAUGCAUGUGUUUUUCAUCUAAUAAUUGUGGUGGAGUCAGAAUGCUAUUUCCUUGUAAAUUAGUGACUACUAAGUUCACAUUUCUGCAGUAUGAUUGAUGCAUUAAUUUCAGAUCAUGAGCAGUGAAAAUCUGCAUAUUAAACAAUCUUGCUACAAAACAA
Molecule: messenger RNA, 23195 nt
Organism: Pelodiscus sinensis (Chinese soft-shelled turtle)
Lineage: Eukaryota; Metazoa; Chordata; Testudines; Trionychidae
Source: RefSeq, a predicted model, not a curated record